GGGCAGCCACUCAGCUCUUCUCUGCAGCAGGACCUUACCAGUUCCUCGGUCCAGCGCUGUGCAAUCUUCACGCGCCGGCAUGUUUAGUGUGGGCACCCGGCUGUGACAGCCGGGUGUCCACUGCGCAUGUGCGAGAAGCACUGCACUUUGUGAAUGGUCUGCAGUCUCUGGUCAUCCCCUGUACUGUCUGCAGUCUCUUGGUCAUCCCCUGUACUGUCUGCAGUCUCUGAUCAUCCCCUGUACUUUCUGCAGUCUCUGGUCAUCCCCUGUACUGUGUCCGCAGUCUCUGGUCAUCUCCUGUACUAUGUCUGCAGUCUCUGGUCAUCCCCUGUACUAUGUCUGCAGUCUCUGGUCAUCUCCUAUACUAUGUCUGCAGUCUCUGGUCAUCCCCUGUACUAUGUCUGCAGUCUCUGGUCAUCUCCCGUACUGUGUCCGCAGUCUCUGGUUAUCUCCCGUACUGUGUCCGCAGUCUCUGGUCAUCCCCUGUACUAUGUCUGCAGUCUCUGGUAAUCUCCUGUACUAUGUCCGCAGUCUC
Messenger RNA from Staurois parvus, 535 nucleotides. The record is from the annotation of a GenBank genome assembly. NCBI's taxonomy places the organism in Eukaryota, Metazoa, Chordata, Amphibia, Anura, Ranidae.